AUGCAGACCUCAGGCAAUAGCGUGGUUCUUGUCCGGCGAUUGAAGCGAAAGGACGAGAGCACCUGGAAACACCUCACCCGCUGGUUUGUCGAGAACCAGAUUGGCCUCUCCUUCAACCUCGUCGCGCUUCUCUUCCUCGCCCACAGCUUCAUCCCCAGGGCUAGGAUUCACACCACCAAAUUCUUCCAACUUAGCUAUUACAACCCCCUGUCCGGCGAGUACGGCAUCGGUUUCGACGAUGGUUAUUUUCUCGUCUUCGGCAUUGUUGCCUUCACCGGCCUCCGCGCCGCCACCAUGGAGUACCUGCUUGCGCCUCUCGCCAAGCUUCAGGGCAUCACUAAGAGGAAAGCCUUGACCCGCUUUAGCGAGCAAGCUUGGCUCACUGCUCUCUACACUGUCUUCUGGCCCCUGGGAAUGUACAUCUACUACAAUUCGCCGUACUGGUUGAAUAUGACGGAGCUCUGGACCAGCUGGCCCAACCGCGAGCUCGGUGGUCUCAUGAAGAGCUACUUGCUGGUCCAGUGGGCAUUCUGGCUGCAGCAACUCAUUGUUAUCCAUAUUGAAGAGCGUCGUAAGGACCAUUGGCAGAUGCUCACUCACCAUUUCGUCACCACAGCCCUCAUCUGGGCGUGCUACUGCUACGGCCAUACCCGCAUCGGCAACUUCAUACUGGUAAUCAUGGAUCUGGGUGAUUUGAUCCUACCGCUCGCCAAAUGUUUAAAGUACUGCGGAUUCCAGACGCUUUGCGACGCCAUGUUUGGCCUUUUCGUCGUCUCAUGGUUUGUUUGUCGGCACGUUCUGUACUUGACGGCCUGCUGGUCUGUCUAUGCACAGUCGACCAAAAUCACAGGCAACGUCUGUUUCCACGGCGACAAUGAGAAUAGGGUCGGACCUUUUGACACGCCUCCUGGACACUCGUACAUGCUUCAGCCUUUCAUGGACACCAGCGGCCUGCUCUGCUUCAAUGAUACCGUCAAGUGGACCUUCCUAGCGCCCCUCCUAUUCCUCCAGGUCCUCACCCUCAUCUGGUUCACCAUGAUUAUUCGUGUUGUGAUCAAAGUCCUCAAGGGGGGUGUCUCUGAUGAUGUCCGGAGUGACGGCGAGGAGGAUGAGGGAGAAGAAGAAGACGAAUUCAUUUACGAGGAAGCUCAGCCCCUCGAGGAGGAGGUCGGCGUCGAGGAUCUUGACCUUCGGAACUGGGAGCGUCGUCACGGCCUCAGGAAGCAGGCUAGCAGCUCUGGAGUCAGUCUGCCGGGACAUAGCGAUCGCAAGGAGUUGCUGGGUCGCAUUGGUUGCGAGAAGCAGGUUGAUUAA
This is a messenger RNA of Ilyonectria robusta, 1314 nucleotides long. Its product is annotated as TLC domain-containing protein. Gene Ontology annotation, biological process: ceramide biosynthetic process. Gene Ontology annotation, molecular function: sphingosine N-acyltransferase activity. The transcript is spliced from 4 exons. NCBI's taxonomy places the organism in Eukaryota, Fungi, Ascomycota, Sordariomycetes, Hypocreales, Nectriaceae. The record is from RefSeq and is a predicted model, not a curated record. Gene Ontology annotation, cellular component: membrane. The coding region runs from base 1 to 1314 and encodes 437 amino acids.